AUUGGAUUGGCUACCCGAAAAUGAAGUCCUUUCUGAUUAUGGUGGGAGUAAUGCUUUUUGCAGUUCCCAUAUACAUACGGCUUUUGUAUCAUGUUCCCUACAUUAUCGCUGGAUCUCUGAUACCGGUGAUCACACUAGCUAUUGCAGGAACAUAUCUAUCGCUGCAAGGUUUUGAUAGAAAAAAGUAUGCAGAAUCUAGAACAGCAAGAUUUGCAUUUCACAAGACAAAAAAUUGGAUGAGCAACAUGCAGGACUUGAAAGAUGAAUUGAGCUCGAACAUUGACAAACAAAUAUACCCGGAAAACUUCAUCAUAAAUGAUACGUUAAAUAACAUAGUGAGUUUGAUCCUACGUGAUUUUGUUGAGUCUUGGUUUGCCAAAAUCUCUUCGAAUAAAAUCUUUGUUGCUUCUUUGAGACACGAGUUCACCUACAUAAUUCAAAUGUUACACAACCGACUGAAGGAUGUGGAUUUUUCCGAUUUAGUAGUGCACAAUCUAACCCCAAUUUUGGCUGAUCAUGUCGAUAAGUUUUUGACAGCACAAGAGAUCACCAAAAACAAAAAAGUGGCGAAGACAACUGAAAAAGUGACAGAUGUCAAUGAUGACACAGUGCUUGCAUCUAAUUACAACAGGGGCCUUCUUCAUGCGGGGAUAAAGCUGAAUUCAGAAACGCCAGACACAGAUAUUAGCACUUACAUUAGUGGCGUCGUAGACCGAAUACUUCCCUAUUUACUAGAAGAAGAUGAAAUCAACUCUGCUCCCGUUAGAAUAUUGAUCAGGGAGCUACUUUCUUGCUGUGUACUGAAUCCCGUGUGCUCAAUGCUCACCGAUCCAGACUUCUACAACCAAAUAGUUGUUUCCAAUUUGUCGAAGCAGAUGAAAGAUCGAAAUAAUGUGAAAAAGUUCAGAAACGUUUUGCGUCGGCAUUCAAUGUCGUUUAACAACAUGGCAUCACCAGCCUCUGAGGUGAACGAUAUCUUACAGUUCAAAGUGUCAAUUGAUACUCCGAAGCACGAUUUUGAAAAAAUACUGCUGAUGGUCGAGCGAUCAACCGAUAAGCAGAGCUUGCUCAGGUACAAGUAUUACAUUCUCCUCAGAAAUGAAAAGCUGCUGAGAUUGAAUCCCACUCUUCAGAUUGAAGAGUCCAAAACUAUGCAAAAAUAUGCUAAACGCUGCAAUACUUUGUUGGAUGCGAUCAAUUAUAAAAUUAGAGAGAUUACCGAAGGAGAAGAUAAGAGGAAAGCUGACACUGAAAACAUUGCUACUACUGAUCAUCUAGAAUUUUUACCACAAAACUCACUAGUAAAAGACCUCUCGUUGCACGAAAUAUUGUCUUCUCCAACGAGAUUGAAAUAUUUCACGUCAUAUAUGCAACUCAGAGGAGAUCGUCAAAUAUUGCUUGAUUUUUGGCUUUCUGCAGAAAACUUAAGAAAUCCGCUAGAGUACAACAGUGUCCAAGCCAAACCAUCUUUGGCUCAUGUUAACAACAGUGAAGAAGAUGAUGAAAGUAGCGACGACGAAGCCACAACCUUUGUUGAUAACGAAUUGACUCAAGCUAAGGAUAUCAAAAACAUUUUUACCACAUACUUCAAUGUACCUGUGAUGAAAAUACCUCCUAAAAUAUUUUACAAAGUGAGUGAGUUCAUUGAGGGAAACUGCACAAGCACGUUAGCAUACUACAGAGCCCGAAAGAGCAUACUAAAACUACAAGAUUUUGAGUAUAUCCGAAUGAAGAAGAGUGAUUUUGUUGCUUUUAAGGCUUCUGAUACUUGGUUGAAACUUCUAGUAGAUGAAGCUGUUAGUAUUGACCAUAAGGGCAUGAAGGAAAGUAGCAGCACCCAUAUUCUAGCUGCUAGUGCUGAUUUUGAGAAACACAUACCGGAAAAGGUUUACACAGGGCUGAAAAAUACUGACAAAAUUUUAGGCGAUCCGUUAGCCAAAUACUCAGAGAAAGAGAAUGAUGGUAAUUAUGUGGAUGUUAAUAUGACAGGGAAGGUCAGCGAUAAAGUGGUUAGGGCCGUCGAGGAUGCUCUAAAUGAAAUAAUGAAAGAUAGCAACAAAUCUGAUGUUGAUUUAUCUGUGACUAAUGAUAAAAGAAACUCAAGACUUGUUAGUGAUGAUGUUGCUCGUGAUUUAUUUGGUAAUGGCGAGAAGAGUUUGUUUGGGGAUGAACAAGAAGAAGAAGAAGAGGAUGAGGAAGAGGAAGGAAAAGUUCUGAAGGGACAAGGCAAUAAAAACUUAGCUGGUGCUAAUAUCCAAUCGAGUACAGAGUUAGAUGGUGAUACUGCUGUUAGUUUGAGUCAAGAUAAUUCAUCAUUGGCAAGCAACUCAUCAGAACCUGAAAAUCCAAUGGAGAAAAGUGAUUUGAAAGUGGUGGCACCAAGUGUCUUAAAUCUAUACAAUGAAAUCGAAAGAUUAGACGUCGAAAUUGAUCGGUUGCAAAAGCAGAGAUUGAUUUUAAAGGCACUGCUGCAAAAAGCUGAAGUUAUUAACAAUGUUCCCGAGUUAAGAAUUUUGAAAAAGUCACUUAUAAGUUUGGAAAAGGAGCUAAAGUUCAAAUCCAUGCAGAAAGAACAAUACAUUGUACAAGAGGGAGAAAACAGCCUAUACGGACGGUCUAAAGUUACUAUUCCAAGUUAUAUAACUGCAAAGGACAAAAAUGGUAAAAGUUUCAUAAUGUAUGUCAUCAAAGUGACAACACUAUCACGUUCAGACGCUAAUCAAAUAACUGCUAAUUGGAUGGUCACCCGACGAUUCAGCCAAUUUUACGAACUACACAAUUACCUAAAAUCCAAGUACCCCGUAGUUUCAACCAUGGAGUUCCCAAAAAAGAAGAUGGUGGUAAAAUUCAUUCAAGGAUCUCUUAUCGAAGAACGUCAGAAGAAAUUGAAAAGUUAUCUGCAAGCUUUAGUGAGAAAUAAAGAUGUUUGUUCCGAUAAAAUAUUUCGUGACUUCUUGUCAAGUGAAACUUUUGAUGCCACUCUCGACGAUACAUUGCAGCAUGUAAACGAAAAAAUCAAGAAAAACACAGAUGGUUCGGGAACGAGAUUGUACAACAUUAUUUCGAGCCAGGCUUUUUAUCCACUUUUUUCUCUUGCCAACUAUAAAGGUCUUAAUGAUCAAAUGGAGGAGAAGAACAGGCAUGAGAAGGAUAGCGAGACAUCACCUUCAGUUUCAGUUGAGAGCGAUGCGGGUAUCGAUGAUACUUUUAACAUGGAUGAUGAGAAUAUUACAACUCCAGAAAGCCGAGCAAAGGAUAUCUCAUUCAUGAAGCCGAUUUGUGAUCUUAUAGUUUCCAUAUUCCAGUUAAACAACUCAACCAGCUGGUUCAGAGGUCGAGCAUUGAUACUGCUUUUCCAGCAGUUAUUUGGGUCGACUGUUGAAAAAGUAUUGCGGGCCAAUAUUGAUGGGAAAAUCAAACAAGAGGAAACGAUAUCGAAAGUUCUAACAGGUUUGCAGUAUACAUUAUGGCCUGACGGUGAGUUUAAGAAGAAACGGAUACCAAGAACAGAUGUUGAAAAAGAAAGAACCAAACAACAAACAAGAAUGCUACUAAAUGCGUUUUUGACAGACACCAGUUCCAAGAUUUUCGGCCAAACUGCUGCUAAUAGGGCCUCUGAUACGUUGUACUUUGUAUUUCAAAAUGAUAUACUCAACCGUCAUUUACUCUUGUCUAUACUGGAUGAAUGCUUUGCUGCAAUUUUUCCUGAAAUUGGUAAAUAGAAAAAGAAUCAAGACCAAAACAUAAUAAUCAAAGCUAGAACUACUGAUUUUACAGAACUUCACUAUAUAUCGCUUUCUGUCGAAUAAUUCCUCUCUUUUAACCUUUUAUGUUUCGUAUAAUACAAACCCAAGUUCAGGAAGCUAUCUAGAUUGUAGCUUAUGUUGUUUUUCUGCUUUCUGGCGAAUUUAGCAUAUUGCGUAGGUUUGGCAUUCUUCAAAUGGACC
Messenger RNA from Pichia membranifaciens NRRL Y-2026, 3947 nucleotides. RefSeq lists its product as hypothetical. Gene Ontology annotation, cellular component: intracellular membrane-bounded organelle. The annotation marks the transcript as partial. The transcript has a single exon. The record is from RefSeq and is a predicted model, not a curated record. NCBI's taxonomy places the organism in Eukaryota, Fungi, Ascomycota, Pichiomycetes, Pichiales, Pichiaceae. Gene Ontology annotation, molecular function: phosphatidylinositol binding.